UGCAGAAGAUUAGGAAUUAUAGAAGUCGAUUAUUUUGGACUGCAAUUCACUGGUAGUAAAGGAGAAAAUCUGUGGCUCAAUUUGAGGAACAGGAUCUCCCAGCAGAUGGAUGGUUUAGCCCCUUAUCGAUUGAAAUUACGGGUCAAAUUCUUUGUAGAGCCGCAUCUUAUCUUACAAGAACAGACACGGCAUAUGUUUUUCUUACAUAUAAAAGAAGAUCUUCUGGCUGGUAAUCUUCAGUGUUCUUCAGACCAUGCAAUUGAACUCAGUGCAUUGCUGGCACAGAUGAAGUUUGGAGAUUAUAACCAGAACACUGCCAAGUACAGUUAUGAAGAGUUGUGUGCAAAAGAGCUCACCACUACCAUUUUGGAGAGUAUCAUUGCAAAGCACAAGGAACUAGAAGGUCUAAGUCAAGCUUCUGCUGAAUACCAGAUUCUUCAGAUUGUGUCAGCCCUGGAGAACUAUGGGGUAGAGUGGCACUCAGUAAGAGACAGUGAAGGACAAAAACUCCUUAUUGGUGUUGGACCUGAAGGCAUCUCCAUCUGUAAAGAUGAUUUUAGUCCUAUCAACAGGAUUGCCUAUCCUGUUGUUCAAAUGGCAACUCAGUCUGGGAAGAAUGUCUAUCUGACUGUUACCAAGGAGUCUGGUAAUAGCGUAGUUCUUCUGUUUAAGAUGAUCAGCACAAGAGCAGCAAGUGGACUUUACAGAGCAAUUACAGAGACACAUGCCUUUUACAGGUGUGACACUGUCACUAGUGCUGUCAUGAUGCAGUAUAGUCGAGAUCUAAAGGGUCACCUAGCAUCUCUGUUUCUGAAUGAAAACAUUAAUCUUGGAAAAAAAUACGUCUUUGACAUCAAAAGAACAUCAAAAGAAGUUUAUGAUCAUGCAAGGCGAGCUCUUUAUAAUGCAGGCAUUGUAGAUCUUGUUUCAAGAAGUGACCAAACCCCACCAAGUUCUCCCCUUAAGUCUUCAGAAAGUAGUAUGAACUGUGACAACUGUGAGGGUCUCAGCUGCCAGCAAACAAAAGCCCUACAGGAGAAGUUACGGAAGCUUAAAGAGUCCAUGCUUUGUAUGGUGUGUUGUGAAGAAGAAAUAAAUUCAACCUUUUGUCCCUGUGGCCACACAGUCUGCUGCAAGACCUGUGCUGCCCAACUGCAGUCAUGUCCUGUUUGCAGAUCUCGUGUAGAGCAUGUCCAGCAUGUGUACUUGCCAACCCAUACCAGUCUGCUCAAUUUGACAGUGAUAUGAUCUCCGUACACACUUUAAACUCAUCAUGGACUUUCUAAACUGCACUAAUUUGAAUUGCAACCAUUGAUUGUGAAGACAGCAAUCACCAAUCUGCAAUCAAGAGCAAAAAUGCUACAUCUCUGAGCAUAACUAUUCUUUUUCAGCAUGCCCAGGAAGAUGGUUUGGGACUGCUUUUGAGAGCAGAUCUGUAAACAAUUCAUGUUACUUUAAAGGAGAAUGGUGUGUAAGUUUGUAGCAUGGCAGUGUUGCCAACAAGCUAAGUAAACCUGGAGAAAUAUGGUGUGUGCAUAUUGAUAUACCCAGCAAGAGCAAUGCAGCAUUUACUUUUACACUUCUAAAAUUCUUUUUAGUACAGUCACUGUUUAUUUUAAUAGCAAAACUAGCUUUUACAAAUAGCAGUUUAAUAUGGUUCAUAGUUUCUGCUUUUAGUAAACUGUUUUAAAGGGGGGUAAACUUGUAAAAAUUGAUUCUUAAACUAAAGUUACAAGGCUUUCAUCAAGCAGCUGCAUUUAAUAAAGAAUUCUGAGAAGAUUAUAGUAUAGCUUUGAAAGUGUAGAACAAGUUUGAUUUCUAAAUGUUGAGGGUGGGUUAGGAAAGUUUUCUGGUCGUGCUACCCCAG
Tinamus guttatus (white-throated tinamou) is the source of this 1867-nucleotide messenger RNA. The record is from RefSeq and is a predicted model, not a curated record. NCBI's taxonomy places the organism in Eukaryota, Metazoa, Chordata, Aves, Tinamiformes, Tinamidae.